Molecule: messenger RNA, 4390 nt
Organism: Pomacea canaliculata
Lineage: Eukaryota; Metazoa; Mollusca; Gastropoda; Architaenioglossa; Ampullariidae
Product: zinc finger protein 879-like
Exons: 4
Coding region: 1377-2975 (532 amino acids)
Source: RefSeq, a predicted model, not a curated record
GAGGGACUACUCUUAGUGAUAUGUAGUCUCCCCUUUGCAUUGUUAUGAUGGCUGACGGGACUUGUAGUAUCAGAAGCGGAUUGACAAAAAGACUUGGAUAGCUGUUUUGUGGUCAAAGUAUUGUUCAGAUCGUUGGCGUGUGCGUGCCCCCCACUUCCGGUUAAUCUACACAUAUACAUCAUCAAGAAUGUAUAUGGAUAUCGAAAGUGGUUCAAAAGUACCCAGGAGAAAGUGGAAAGGUGCAAAUUGUUGCAUUAUUGGGUGCCAUGCUACUCAAGCGAGGUGUAGAGGAUUGUCAUUUAUAUCUAUUCCAAAAGCUGGCGAAAGCGAAGAUCAAGACAAGUGGAGGGCGUCUUUGAUUCAGGCCAUUAAUCGGUAUGACAAGAACUUCAACCCGAACAAAGCCAAGAUCUGCUCACGACAUUUCAUGGAAGGCUGCGUAAAAUACGGUCCAACGGGAAAAUGCAGUGGCCUCGUUCCUUGGAGCUUGCCCACUCGUUGGAUGCCAAGCCAACCACAUGAAACACCUGAGUACAAUCUUCUUUGUAAAUCCAUGGUUACUGAGCUUAAUCAAAACAAAAAUCAGGAUUCUAAACUUACAAUGACAUGGAAAGAGGGCUACAGGAUUGUGGACUUGUGUGAGCUGGCUCGACAGAUGAACUGCAAAAUAUGCAACUCUCUUCUAGAUUUAAAACAGACACAAGCAGAAAUAAGAACAGGCCUUGCAAGUAUACUAUAUAUUGCCUGCCAGUGUGGUGUCAUAAAUCACAUUCGCACAAGCAAAAGGCAGCAGGAUGAUACUGGGAGAGCAUCAGCUUACCUCAUCAAUGUUAAAGCUUCUAUCUGUAUGCGACACUGCAGAUUAAAGACAGAAAAGGUGUGCAAUUUCUUUGCUGAAAUGGGGAUCCCAGCAACAGCAGAAACUUUGAACACAGUUUCACAAGAGACAGCAGCCAUUAGCUUAGCUGAAAACAUUUCACAAAUUGAAACAUUUUCUACGUAUAGUGGUAUUCAGUCUCAUAUAAGACAUGAAAAUGAGGCAGCAUCUACUAAGGUUCAAGAGACUAUGCAAUCUCGCAAUGUGUUACAUGGUGAAACAACUCUAAUGCCUGAUGUGGCUGAUAUAAAAACAGAAACAGAGACAGAUGAUGAAACAAGCAUAGUAGAGUCUCAAGAGAAUUUGGAUUUUCAAGUUCACCAUGAAACAAGUGAGGUGAAAGGCAGUGAUUUAGUAGACACAUCUGAAGCUUUUACUCACACAAAGAGUGUUCCAGUGAUGCUGAUACCUGUAGCAACUAAAAGACCUCUGUAUAUGUUAAACCUACAAGGACCUAAAGAGUUCAAUCUAUGUGAUUUUCGUAAAAGUCAGAUUGGAAAUGAUAUCUUUGGAUGCAAUGAAAGCAAGGAGCAGAAGAAUGGGGAAACAUUGUCUUUGGAAUGGGCAAGAAUCCUCUUUACGGUCCAUGCCAGCAUCGGUGAUCGAUACAACAUAUGAGAAUCACACUGAUGCCAGAAGCAACACUGACUCUAUUGCUUCAAACCACCAACACCUUGUGGAACUUUUAAGAACAAAUCAUUUCAGGAGUCGUUCUCAAAAAGGUGAAUCUAAAAACUAUGUAAUAAAUGAUGUGUGUGCACCCUUUAAAUGUGGUGAGUGUGGUGCUAGGUUUGCUUUAGAAAAGCACUUAAAUUGCAUAAAAAAGUUCACUCUUCCAAGAGUCCCAUCAUCAAACUUGAGGGUCCAGAUUGUUCUGUUAAAAAUAAUGAGAGACAAAACAAAGACAUUGAGAAAAGAGAUGAAAGUGCCUUUAAAAGUGCUAAUACAAAUUUUCAACAACAGGCUGAUCUUGCGCUGGAAAGGUCCAACAACUGUGACAAAACAGAGCUUCAUUUUUACCCUAAGUAUUGUGAAACCAGCAAAAAAGACAAAUGGAUCUGAGGUGGUGAAUGUUUAUCAGCAUGCACAGUCCCAUACUGAAGCUGAAAAAGAUCAUAUGUCAACGAUUCCCACACUUACAAAAAUGUUUCCUUGCUCAGAAUGCAGUCUUAUGGUGACUACAGCAAGAAGUUUGAGGAACCAUAUGAAGACUCACACGGGUGAAAAGCCAUUCAAGUGUGAAGCUUGUGAAAAGUCUUUUGGAGAACGCAAUGCUUUAAGAAAACACUUUCUGCGAACACAUAGUGAAAAUUUGCCUCAUGUUUGCCAAGAUUGUGGUAAAGGUUUUGCAUUUCCAUCUGAACUGAAUCAGCAUCAAGUUAUUCACACUGGUCAGAAAGCCCAUACCUGCCAAGAAUGCAAAGCUUCUUUUACUUAUGCCAAAAAUUUACAUCUUCAUAUGAGGAUUCACACAGGUGAAAGAUCUUUCUCAUGUGAAGUUUGUCAAAAAUCAUUCAGACAAUCAAGUCAUUUACACAGACACAUUAGGGCACAUAGUGGAGAAAGGUCUUUUCUUUGUCAAGACUGCGGGAAAACAUUUACAAGUAAGGAUAACUUAGAUGUUCAUUAUAGAAUUCACACUGGAGAGAGACCAUAUAGAUGCCCAUCCUGCCCCGCCACUUUUCGUCUUAGUGGAAGUCUUAACCUGCAUAUGAAUAUUCACACAGGUGAAACAUUUUUGUGUGAUAUUUGCCAAAAGUCAUUCAAAAGCUUACAAUAUUUUAAAGAACACAAAAAAGUACAUGAUGGAGAGGAAUUCCUGUGUCAGGAAUGUGGGAAAACAUUUAUUAGCAAGCAACAACUAAGGAUUCAUCAAAGAAUCCAUGCUGUGUCAUUGAACAGCAAAGAUAACAAGAUAAAGAUAAAGAAAAGUUAUUCUUGCAAGCUAUGCAAUGCUACUUUUACUUUAGCUAGCAAUGUGUAUCGGCAUAAAAAGAUUCACAUGGGCAUCAAGCCUUACUCCUGCAAAAUUUGCCACAAGCAGUUUCGGGAUUCAAGCUGUUUGAAAUCUCACAUGCGAGUACAUUUCAAGAGCUGACCCAUAAAGGGGCUACCUCAACAGAAAAGACACCAUCUUGCUGCACUCUGAUCAAGUUGCUCAUUUUCUGACAUACCUACACAAUGAUCUGUGUCCGUUACUUGUACUCAGUUGUGGGUGGACCUGGUGAUUUGCAGUAAUAAUGGUCCAUGUGCACCACCAUGACCUGUUCUGCUCCCCUUUUAGAAGGUCUCCCAACUGGUGGCCUGUCGACUGCUUGAUGUUACAUCACUUCUUCUGUUUGUCUCAUCGAUGGCCUCACUCUACCCAUCCUUGGAGGACCGUCUUGGGCAAAUACAAUGAUCAGUUGUAUUGUGAAAGAAGAAUGCAACUGGUAGGGCAGUACCACCUGAAAACAGAAGUCCUACUUGACCAGGUGAUGUGAGCAGCUAACCAAUGUAUUGGCUGAUCUACCCUCUGUGGGCACAAUCUACACCCAACACAGUCUGUGUAGGGCAUGCAAGAUUGCAGUGGAUGCUUCCCAAUGCCUAUUCUGUGUCAUGCCCUCUGGGGUCAGGUAUAGACUCCUGGUUCAGACCCCCAGUUAAGAUAUAGUUUCUUUGCUUGUGAUAGCCUUCCUGAACUUUGCCAUAGCUGUCAGGACCAGUGCUAGUUCAAUAUAUCCUUUUGCAGUCUGUGAGGUAGUGUCUAUGUCUUUGAUAGGGAGUGUGGAAGAGUAAUCAAAUGAGAAAGAGGGGUAGUGUGUAUGUGUAUAUGUAUAGGAUAAUCCUAAUAAUUCUUUGUUUUGUUUUUGUUUUUUCUUUCUUCAUCAAGUCAUAUUCCGAGUGCAGUAUCACUUGGCCAAUAAACAAAUUGUUAUUAUUCUUAUUCUUAAAGAAAAUAGUUAAAUAUCUUUGAAUGAUGUAUUGGCAAAGAUGUAAAUGACCCCAGCAUUAUAUGUAGUACAAUUAGAUCAAGCUAUAUAAUCAGACACCUUACAAGGGAAAAAAGAAUGCAUGCAUAUUUCAGCAUAUUCAAAGAUUCAGUAGUUACAAUAAAGCUCCUAAACCAAAUAUUGCACCAGUUUAGAGAGAGACUACAUGAGUAACAGUAGAUGGUGACGCUGCUAGUGCUGUUUUUCUGUCAUCUGGUAAGCUUAUAAAAUGGAUUAUUUACUGGAAGCUGUUUCUUCUUUAUCUAACCUAUAUUUUUUUUCCUUUUACAUUAUUGGUUACAGAAUAUUAAUUGUUAUUUAGGUUUUGCAUUGUAUAACUUUUGAAGGAUCACAAAUCCCAAUAAAUGUACAUGUAUAAGGUACAUGAGUUUUGAAGAACAAAACCAAGUACAAACUGAGAAUAGAUUGCUCUCUGUAUGAAUAUAUAGAAGACACUAGUUCAAGGGAGCGUAAUUUUUUUUAAAUCCAUGAAGAAUUGUCUUUAUCUGUGCAAAGUCAUAAUAAAAGUAUAUAGAAAUAA